CUUUCGAAUUCAGUCUUCGAGUUUCCAUCUGCCGCGCGACACACCCUUGGCCUUGGCGCAGAGCCGGGCGGACACCGCGGUACCCGCCAAUCUUCGGAAGAGACCAAUUCUUCGUGAGCCUUCAGCAAUCAGCAGCUUCCAAGUUCACGGUGACCAAUUCUUCUCGGCCCUCGGCGGAUCGACGCGGGAGCCAUGGGGAAAGGCAAUAAAGAUGACAGGCUCAGCGCGUUGCCGGAUGACAUUCUGGUCAACAUUCUUGACCGGCUCAAUGUGCGCGACGCUGCAAGAACCAGCGUCCUCUCAAGACGGUGGAGUCAGCUCUGCGCCAAGCUCUCUCGGCUUAUAAUAAGUGCUCUGGACUUCCUGCCCAAGGAUGUGUCACGCAGCAGUGCCAACAUCUCUGACGAUGAAUUGGUUCGGAUCAAUGCAGCCGUGGUUCAGGCAACAAAGAGCGUGCUGGCGCGCAGAAGUCCGGGUGAACACACCAUCGGCCUUCUGUCCAUGACGUUCCACUUGAUAGAUGAUAUCCCCAUAUCCGCCAUCGGGCACGCCGUUGGUCAUGCCAUGGCGACGCACCUAGUCAAGAAUGCCAAAUUUUGUGUUAGGACAAGGAAGGAUGAUGAUGAAGAACUGGUCAUCUGGGCGAGACGAUUCAUGUUGUUCUUUCAUGCUUCUCAAGUUGCGUUUGGUGGUCUCACUAGUCUCAACAUAGGAAAUUUGAGAUUUGGUGAAUCAGACAUAUCCAGCAUCCUCACCACUUGCAAGCGGCUGAAGCGUAUGCACUUGUACAAUUGUGACUCGGGUGAUUCUAGCACCCUGCAAGUUGAACACGCUAAUCUCAGUGAGCUCUGUAUCGUAUAUUGUGGUCUCGAGCAAGUUAAGCUGAACUGGCUCCCUCAGCUCACAAGCAUAGUCUUUGACGGUUGGAUAGAUUUCCAAGAUCCACUGGUUCUUGGUCAUGUUCCAUUGCUCGAGUCUGUAAGCCUCACAAAUGUUGCCCUUAGUUUCAACAAGAUGGUCAAGUUAAGUAGGUUUCUUGGCAGUGCCUCUCCACGAGUUCUGAAGUUGGGGUUUAGGUCCGAAAAGAUUUGGGUGCAGCCAGAAUGUCCAACGCAAGAUCUGGCAUCUGUGUUCCGCCAACUAAGGUUUGUGAACCUUGUUAAACUUCCUGAAGGGUAUGAUCUCACCUGGACAAUGUUUAUUCUUGAAGCUGCACCCUUACUGAAGGAGUUGUACAUGACAGUCUGGGAUGAUUUGUGUUCAAUGGAAAUGGAUGAGGAGAAGAGAAAAAAACAAUUGUAUAGUGAGAACAAGGGUGUAGAGUGGGGCUUGGCCGCAGCUGAUUUCCAUCACCACAGUUUGGUCACACUAGUCAUCUUUGGCUUUGAAUCUGAAGAUUAUGCUGUUGAUUAUGUCAGAUGUGUCAUGGUGGCGGCGGUCAAUCUAGAGGAUGUGUUCCUCUAUAGUAGGUUGGAGUUGGAGUGCGGCAACUGCCAGGACAAGAAGCCCACCAGGUUCGCCUGGACUAAAAGGCAGAAGAUUUCACUGAAGAAGAGAAUCACCGCGGGGAUUGAGUCGUUUGCCAUAAUCCACUCCAACAAGACGAUACGGGCUGACCAUAAAGCAAAAAUGCUUUACCCAAAGUGCACACACCUUGACACAACAAGUGGUUGAUUUAACAGUCAACUGUUUUAUCACUAUCAACAGUGGUUGCUUUGAACUUUUUGGAAGUGUUUGUUAGUACUUUGGUUAUUAGCGGUUCUCAUUUUAUUUUGGCCGUCUGAACUGUAUUAUCUGUUGUGUUAUGA
Molecule: messenger RNA, 1808 nt
Organism: Triticum dicoccoides
Lineage: Eukaryota; Viridiplantae; Streptophyta; Magnoliopsida; Poales; Poaceae
Product: putative F-box/FBD/LRR-repeat protein At3g49030
Exons: 4
Coding region: 193-1674 (493 amino acids)
Molecular function (GO): protein binding
Source: RefSeq, a predicted model, not a curated record